UGCUAUUGUUGUGUGAGGAAAAUAGCAGGUAGUAACUUGUCAUUCAAAGUGAGAGUGAGAAAGGUGGAUAGAUAGUUGGAAAAAGAGAAAUGGCGAAUCAGUUGGAGAACUUAGUUCAGUCGAUCAAAUCGAAGGUGAGAGCUCUGAAGAAAUCGAAGAAGCCCUACAUAAAAAUGGACAGGAGUUCUAGCGUUAAAGUCGAGAUCCGAAGCAGGCAAGCUAGAAAGCUCAUUGACAAAACCUUGAGGGUGGCGGAUCGUCCGGGAAAGAGAAGUAUUUCUUGACGUCUCCUUUCACAGAAAGGCUCUUUCCGUUGAGUUUAUUUUCCUUCAUCCAUCUCUGUGAAUAUAAACAUCUCUUUGUCUUUAGUUUUAAUCAAGCGCUUAUGUUUUAUCACUGUGUUUCCAUCCGUAGAACAUAACGGAUUUGUUUUUUCCAGCCGGAUGGCUUGUUUUGCGCUAGGGUUUUAAACCGUCUCGUUGAGCUUAAAAAAGGAGCAAAAAAAAAAAAAACUAAUUUGUUAUGAAAUCGCUAUGUAACCGUCAAGUUUGAAUCUUACCUCUUUCUGUUAUCUUCUGACUUCUGUUCGGUGCGUAUGGAGAUCGAGGGGUUCUGACGGAUUCUACUAUAGUUGAUUCCCAUCGUUUAUUUGGCGUGGUUCAUUUUUCAUUUCAUCUCUGGAGAUGUUUGGGUUUUCUGUUUUCGUGGAGAGUGCAGAUGAAAACUGUUGAUGUUGGUUGCACCUUGCACGACACGAAUCAUGUUUUUAGUGGCUGCGUUGUAGUAUUCACAAACGGUAGUGCAGGGGUUCCACGAU
Nelumbo nucifera (sacred lotus) is the source of this 817-nucleotide messenger RNA. RefSeq lists its product as uncharacterized. The record is from RefSeq and is a predicted model, not a curated record. NCBI's taxonomy places the organism in Eukaryota, Viridiplantae, Streptophyta, Magnoliopsida, Proteales, Nelumbonaceae.